Messenger RNA from Cylas formicarius (sweet potato weevil), 2051 nucleotides. RefSeq names its product probable peroxisomal acyl-coenzyme A oxidase 1. The coding region runs from base 343 to 2019 and encodes 558 amino acids. The record is from RefSeq and is a predicted model, not a curated record. Gene Ontology annotation, molecular function: FAD binding; acyl-CoA oxidase activity; fatty acid binding. Lineage: Eukaryota; Metazoa; Arthropoda; Insecta; Coleoptera; Brentidae. The transcript has 10 exons. Gene Ontology annotation, biological process: fatty acid beta-oxidation using acyl-CoA oxidase; lipid homeostasis. Gene Ontology annotation, cellular component: peroxisome.
GUGAUUUUGUGUGUAUUUGCUUUCAUAAACGGGUUUGCAAUAGGAACCACGUCUUCCGAAAAUCGAACCGCAUUAAAAUGGCCAAAGUUAAUCCGGACUUGAUCGGGGAGAGGAAAAAAUGUAGCUUUAACAUAGAUGAACUGACUAACCUGUUGGACGGAGGCGUAGAUAAAACCGCACGUAGGAGAAAAAGAGAAAAGUUUAUCCUGAGUGAUCCCGAACUAUUCAGCGGACCUAAUUAUUCGAAUUUAAAUCCGAAAGAGAAGUACGAGUAAACAAUUAGGCGAAGCACGCUAAUACUUAGAAAGGUCUUCCAACUUCAGGAAGGAAAACGAGAUCUAAAUGACCUUACGAAACUCAAAUCCGAUUUUGGUCAAUCAUGGUAUGUUUAUUCCAACAAUAGUAGGACAAGGGACUCCCGAUCAACAAGCCAAAUGGUUGGCAAGGGCGUCGAAUUUUCAAAUCAUUGGAACUUACGCACAAACAGAACUCGGUCAUGGAACAAAUGUACGGGGCUUAGAAACUACAGCUACUUAUGAUCCCAGUACGGAAGAAUUCGUUUUGAAUACUCCUACCCUAUCAGCGUAUAAAUGGUGGCCAGCGGGUUUGGGUCACACCGUUAAUCACGCUAUCUUGGUCGCUCAGCUAGAAGCAAACGGCAAACGUUAUGGUGUUCACACGUUCGUUGUCCAACUUAGGGACGAAGAAACCCACAUGCCGUUGCCUGGCGUAACUAUCGGCGAAAUUGGUCCCAAACUGGGUAUGAAUGGAACUAAUCAAGGAUUCCUUGCUCUCGCAAAGGUUAGAAUACCGAGAGCCAAUAUGUUAAUGAGGCACAGUCAAGUUUUGCCGGACGGGACGUACGUCAGUUCCCCAAACCGGGCUUUGACUUACAACGCAAUGCUCUUUGUGCGAUUAUUGAUAAUUUAUCAAUCGGCAUGGUAUCUGAAAAGGGCCGUCACAAUCGUAACGCGAUACAGUGCCGUUCGUCGCCAGGGCGGAGCGAAAAGAGGUGUUGAAUUACAAAUUAUGGAUUACCGAACGCAACAACAAAAAAUAUUUCCAUACAUCGCUACGUGUUUCGCAUUCCAAUAUGUCGGCGACUGGCUUUGGAACGUGUACAAUGAAGUCAAUGCCGAAUUGGACACCGGAAAGCUCGAGAAUUUACCAGAGCUCCAUUCGCUGUCGUGCGUGUUCAAGGCCAUUACAAGUGCCGACGCUGCAGCCGGAAUUGAAAUAUGCCGUCUGGCUUGCGGCGGCCAUGGUUACAUGCAAGCGUCCAAUCUUCCAAUACUCUACGGACUGGCGACCGCCAUGGUAACGUACGAGGGCGAAAAUACGGUGCUGCUUCUACAGACUGCAAGAUAUUUGAUUAAGGUGUGGCAAAGUGGAAAUUUAUCUCGUAUUCCGAGCGUUAAUUACUUGAACACCGCUCUGCAAACAAAGAGACCGUUCGAGCGAUCGGUUGAGUGGAUUAUAUUCGCCUUGCGCAGGGCCUUCACAAGUCUCAUAACAAGAGCAGACCAGGGCCUAAGAGAUAGAAUGGCUAGUGGUCAAACCAAAGAAGAUGCGUGGAACAACACCUCAAUUGACCUGGUGGAGGCGGCAGACCAUUACGGCAGAUCAUUUAUUGUUGAAGCUUUUCAUGAGAGAGUCGGCAAGCUAUCUGUUUCUGCCGCUUUGAAAAGUGUACUCAAUCAAUUGGAUGAACUGUACGCAGUCUCUACGGCACUUAAACUGAAAGGGUCGCUAUUGAGGUUUGCAGAUAUAUCGGAACGGCACCUUAUAACACUUCAGGCGUGGUUGGAAGAUUUACUAGCUGUUAUCAGACCCAACGCCGUCGGUAUAGUGGACAGUUUCGAUAUUCGCGAUGAAAUUUUGGCUUCUGCGUUGGGGUCGUACGACGGAAACGUCUACGAAAGGCUUUACACCGAAGCUCGGAAGAGUAUGCUAAAUUCAGAACCCGUUAACGAAUCGUUUCAUCUCUAUUUGAAGCCAUUUAUGAGAUCUAAUUUAUAAUUUUAUAUGUUUCGGCAGAUGCGGUGGAAUAA